GCAUCGCGGCGCUCUUCGUGCCGCUCUUCCCUUCCUGGGGUUCGCGGGGCGCGGGCAGCUCCCUUCGCUCGGGUCGCCGCGACGCUUGACGGGCCCCCGGAGGGGAGCGGCCGCGUGCGCGUGGAGGGGCCCUGCGCUGUGGAGAGCGAGGCCCACGCCAUGGCCGAAAACCGAGAGCCCCGCCGGGCCGUGGAGGCCGAGCUGGACCCGGUGGAGUACACGCUGCGGAAGCGGCUGCCGCACCGCCUGCCCCGGAGGCCCAAUGACAUCUACGUCAACAUGAAGACGGACUUCAAGGCCCAGCUGGCCCGCUGCCAGAAGCUGCUGGACGGAGGUGCGCGGGGUCAGAACGCUUGCGCCGAGAUCUACAUCCACGGCUUGGGCCUGGCCAUCAACCGAGCCAUCAACAUUGCCCUCCAGCUGCAAGCGGGCAGCUUCGGCUCCCUGCAGGUGGCCGCCAACACGUCCACCGUGGAGCUCGUGGACGAGCUGGAAACGGAGAGCGACGCGAGAGAGCCGCUCACGCGCAACCGCAAUAACUCGGCCAUCCACAUCCGAGUCUUCAGGGUCACCCCCAAGUAACAGAAAGCAAGCGGCGCCUGGCCAGCCCCGCCACCACGGGGGGCCUGGACCCCAGCCCACCCUUUUGUGCCGAGGAUGCUGAGUUUGUUUGGUUUGGGACACGCCCAGCGGCGCUCAGAGCUUACUGCUGGCAUCCUCGGCGGACCGUGUGGGAUGACGGGUCUCGAGCCUGGAUCUGCCUGAACAAGGCAAGCGCCAUACCUGCUGUAUUAGAUCUCUGGCCCCGAGGACUGAAUUGGGGGGUUGGGGAAGGAUGUUGUUUAUUGGACCCUAGUGGUCCGGUCUUUGUGAAUCUGUGUUCAGUUACUGUUGUCUUAGACAAUAAAAAGUAUCAGUUAAGUGUCCACCAAA
Molecule: messenger RNA, 933 nt
Organism: Sorex fumeus (smoky shrew)
Lineage: Eukaryota; Metazoa; Chordata; Mammalia; Eulipotyphla; Soricidae
Gene: POP7
Product: POP7 homolog, ribonuclease P/MRP subunit
Exons: 2
Coding region: 160-582 (140 amino acids)
Biological process (GO): tRNA 5'-leader removal
Cellular component (GO): nucleus; ribonuclease MRP complex; nucleolar ribonuclease P complex
Molecular function (GO): nucleic acid binding
Source: RefSeq, a predicted model, not a curated record